AAUAUUUUUCACGCGUUCCAAUGGAGGGAGUCUCAGAAGCGGUCGGUGUAGCCGGAAGAGUUGCGACCGGCAGCCCGGGGCCCGGUCGGGGCGAGUCUCCGGAUUCACUGGAUCCCGUGAGGGAAGCCACGGGAGAAUCGGACUUGGCGCAGUCCCUGGAGCGGUAUCACCGAGGCUUACGCGAUCGUGCUAAUAAAAGCCUUGAUCAAUUGAAAUAUGUAUUCCAUGAAAAAGAUCCGGCCAUAGGCGAAAGUACAGCUACAUUGGACCAGUUAUUUCCUAAUUUGGGCCAUGAAGUAAGCAAAGAUAAAGCUUGGCAGGAGCUACAAUACAGCCAUGCAGUUAAUCAGCUUAAAGCAUUAUUACGUCAACAAGAAGAAAAGGGGAAUGAAAUAUCACCUUCAAAGAAGCAAGGAAUGUUACCCACAAGAACAGCCAAAGCUACUGAUCAGAGUUUGCCUGCCCUUUCUGAACUUGUUCCCAUCAUUAAUGAUCAGUCUCAAUAUAUUAAUCAUUUAGAGGCUGAAGUCAAGUUUUGCAAGGAAGAAAUCUCUGAAUUGAAAGCACAUAUACAUGUUGUUGUAGUUGAAAAUGAGAAGCUACAAAAUGAUCUGAAAAUGGAAACAGAGCGGACUUUGAGAGAGCAAACUGUCUUCAAUGCUUCAACUCUUUUCUCAAAAUCUGGUGGUAUAAAUGGUGAUCAUUCUCAUAUUUGUGGAGCUGCUAAAGCAUCUUGUCAUGUCAUUGAGCAAGCCAAGGCACCUCCACUGGAGUUGGAAAAGUGGCAACAGGAAUUGGAGAAACUAAAAUAUCUUCAUGAAGAAAAGACUGAAGUGUUUGAAGCUCAGAUACAAUCUUUACGAAAAGCGUUAUCAGAGUCACAAAAAAACUGUGAAGAGCUGAGCGGAAGAUUAAAACAUCAGCAUUUGAUCAAUGCAGCAAAUAGUUCUAAUAGGCCUGGUGGCCUUUGCUUAAAUUGUGCACAGCAUGAAGCGGUUCUUUCCCAGACUCAUUCAAAUGUCCAUAUGCAAACCAUUGAAAGGCUAACAAAAGAGAGAGAUGAGUUAAUGGCAGCACUUUCUACAAUAAGAAUAAACUUAAAUGAAAUGCAACAGAGGGAAUGCAGCGCUUAUGAACAAGUAAAACAAGCAGUACACAUGACUGAAGAAGCUAAUUUGGAAAAAACCAAGGCUUUAGUUCAAUGUGAACAGCUUAAAAAUGAAAUGGAGAGACAGAAAGAUCGUCUUGAAAAAGAAUUAGCACUUCAGCUAGAUAAGAGAGCUGGAGAGCGAGAAGCAGUUCGUGAAGAAAUGAAGAAAGAAAAAGAAAACCUGUCAUCACUGGUAAUGUCUUUAUCUCAAAAUGUUGCUGGUCUGGAGUCUCAGAUUGACAGGAUUACAAGGGAAAAGAUCUCCCUAACUAAUCAGCUGGAAGAAGCUCAAAGCCACCAUGCUUCUCGUGAAAUGGAGAUCAAUAAGGUGUGUGGAGAAAUACGUUACGAAUUGAAUCAGACCAAAAUGAAGAAGGAUGAAGCUGAAAAGGAGCACAGGGAGUAUAGGACAAAAACAAUAAGGGAACUUGAAAUUAAAGAUCAGCAAAUUGAUAAAUUACAAGUAUUGCUUCACGAAAACAAACAGCGCUUAGAACAAGCACAGCAGGAUACUGCAAAAGCUAAGGAAGAAUGUCUGAAACUAACAGAAUUGCUGGGCAAAGCUGAGCAACAACUGCAUUUUCUCAGAUUAGAAAAAGACAACAUUCAGCAUAGCUUUAGUAAUGAGGCAAAGACUCGAGUCCUUCAGGCUCAGCAGAGAGAGCAGGAUCUGACACAGAAGAUGCGGCAAAUGGAGGCCCAGCAUGAUAAAACUGUAAACGAACUGGAAUCGUUACUGAGUUCCCAGAAUGCUCUUCUAUCAAAAUUAAAAGAAGAAUGUUGUCAAUUAGCAAAGAAGCUUGAACAUGUCACUGAAAGAAAUAGGUCGGAAAUCAGCCAGCUUAGUCAGGAAAAUGAGUAUAUCCAUGACAGACUUGAAAAGGUGCAGAAAAGGCAUGAUGAAUUGGAGGAUCAGUGUAUCCAGCAUGGAAGGAUGCAUGAGAAAAUGAAGCUAAGAUUACACCAACUUGACAAGCAUUGCCAGUCUUCUGCCCAGCAGCUUGUGGAGUUACUCAACAAACAGAAUGAGUUAUACAAGGAGCGGCAGAUGCUUACAGAAGAGGUGGAUUUUCUGCAGACUCAGUUAUCCUCUGCCCCACAGCUAUAGUUGAACGCGCUUCGGGAAAGACAUCAGAGAAGAAAAAUGCCAAUCACCUUUUUUUCAGCAUAAAGACCUGAUGUGCUUAGGUCGUUAAACAGUUGUCAGUAUGUCUUCCCUUGCUGGGAAAGUCAUCCCAUCUGUCUUGGAUUGUCAAAUAUUUAGACCCAAUAUCUUUAGAUACUCAAUAACUUGUUUGUCCUCUCUCAAGAAGACCUUUCUGGUUGAAUUUCUGAGGAAUUAUUUAUACUUUUAGCUGACUGACACCUGGGCAGUUUUCUUUGGAUGGAACUUGAAAUAUGCAGAGAAGUUAUACUGGAUCAAAACCAGCUUUAAAUGCAGUAUUAUUCCUCCUCUCCUCCCCAGCGCUCCUCAUUUUUACAUCCUUUUUUACCCUGACAAGAGAGGUACACACAUUACCUCUGAAUUAAGAUAUAGUAUUAUUGCCCCAUGGAAUGAGAAACAGUUCCCUCAAUAAGGUUGAAAUCUGUUCUGUCUUUGCAAGAUGAUGAGAAGUUUCUUUUCCUACAGCUCUGGAGCUUAGUAUUGUACAGUCUGAAGUAUUUAUCAAUGAUUUGUUUUUAUGUCUAAAAGAUCAUAAAUGCAUCUCCCCGAUUGGACUGUAGAGUUGUUUGCACUAAACUUGAUGCAAGACUUCAGUGAACAAUCUUAGAUAUUAGUUUAAAACAACAACAGCAGGUCAGAUAAAU
Messenger RNA from Notechis scutatus (mainland tiger snake), 2959 nucleotides. It is a transcript of the gene SDCCAG8, whose product is annotated as SHH signaling and ciliogenesis regulator SDCCAG8. Gene Ontology annotation, biological process: neuron migration; tube formation; establishment of cell polarity. NCBI's taxonomy places the organism in Eukaryota, Metazoa, Chordata, Lepidosauria, Squamata, Elapidae. Gene Ontology annotation, cellular component: centriole; centrosome. The record is from RefSeq and is a predicted model, not a curated record.